Messenger RNA from Ceratina calcarata, 7300 nucleotides. RefSeq names its product Collagen type IV alpha 1 (gene Col4a1). Gene Ontology annotation, cellular component: collagen trimer; extracellular matrix. The coding region runs from base 638 to 6430 and encodes 1930 amino acids. Gene Ontology annotation, molecular function: extracellular matrix structural constituent. The transcript is spliced from 27 exons. NCBI's taxonomy places the organism in Eukaryota, Metazoa, Arthropoda, Insecta, Hymenoptera, Apidae. The record is from RefSeq and is a predicted model, not a curated record.
CCGGUCAGCAAUCCUCUUCUCCUCCUCCUUCUCUGCUCCUCCGCCACCUCCUUCCUCCUGGAGCUUCCCUCCUACUUCUUCCUCUUCUGGUUCGCUUCCUCUUCUUCCCUGCUUUGCUACUUCCCUCUCCAGCGAAGUCUUCUUCCCUUACUCCCUUCCUCGUUCUUUCGGAUUCUCCCUCUGUCCUUCCUUCCUUCUUGCGCCCUGCCGGUUGGUAUCUUCUGGUCCCGCAGUUGGCGAAGGCAGACUGGAGAGUUCGAUUCUCUUCGAGUGUGCGAGGUUCAACGGGAAGAAAGAGAGAGAGAAAGAGGAAGAGAGACAACGGGGGAGGCACACGGAGACCGCGGACACAGCGCGAGAGCACACACGAGCUCUCACGGUACCAAGGAGAGAAGCCUCUCUCUACCGAUCCCUUCGGCGGAGGAAUUCUAGCUGGCGUGGCUCGGUGGACGCCUCCACCUUCCUUCCCUCCACCCGAGUUCAUUCAGAGCCCUCCCUGGAUGGGACGGUCCGCACACCACGUCUACUCGGUGCCGGGUUCCCCGCGAUAUUUUGUGACUGCCUGUCCGUGCGGUGGUGCUCGUGUUAGCCUGUGCUUCUCGGCUCCCUAGACCCAUCGCGGAAUAGGGAGGUCGAAAUGACCCGGUUGGGAUUGCGGCUCGUCGCAUCCGCAGUCUUCCUGACCGGGAUAGUCAGUGGGCAAUAUAAUUACUCAUCAUGGUCGAAUCCUCAACCAGUUGUCCCACUAGGACGAGGUGAUAUCGGCAAACCGAAUAGUACGGACGACGAUUAUAAUGUUUCAUCACGAUGGAGACCCUUUGUAACGAACGAAGGAGAUUUAGAGGAGUCAGAUAGGAGGUACUUAGACAAUCAAGGCCAAAAUUACGAUGACCGUUACAACCGGUAUCCGGAUGGCGAUGAAUACGGACGCAGAACCGAUGAUUCUGGAGGCUAUGAAAGCGGCGUGGAUCGAGGAUCCUACAGCCACGGACAGGAACAAGGACAAGGCCCUCUUGAUCCCUACAAUCGAGAAGCCGGCGAUCCUUAUGGAAGAUCCCGAGGUUACGAGGAUACUUAUGGAAGUGAAGGCAGAGGGGAACAGGAUUCUAGAGAUCCUUACGGCGACGGAGAAAAACGUCCGGGAUCCAGAGACGAUUAUGACCGUUUAGAUCCUCACGGUCGCGGGUACUCUCAAAGGGGUGGAGGAUUCGGCGCCGCCGGGGGCUCGGACACUUAUCCGAGCAGUUACACGGUCGUGCCGAUGCCUGGAUACACUCAAAAGUGCAACGGAACGGGCUGUUGCGUGCCGAAAUGCUUUGCAGAGAAAGGAUCCAGGGGUCCUCCAGGUGUAAUGGGACCACAGGGUCCCAAGGGUCAACAAGGUUUCCCUGGAACAGAAGGUCUGUUGGGUCCAAAAGGAGACAAAGGCGAUCCCGGUCCUCAAGGUUCACGUGGACCGAAGGGUGACACUGGUAAAAUGGGUAUGCCAGGAUUCCGCGGUAUUCCCGGUACUCCCGGACAUCCUGGCUUGCCAGGAGCCUCUGGUCUACCUGGUCGCGAUGGCUGUAACGGUACAGAUGGUGCACCUGGUCUUCGUGGUUACCCUGGAGAGCAAGGACCACGCGGUUUCCGUGGUCCACCCGGCCAUAAGGGAGACAAAGGUCAGCCAGCGUUCGUUGGUAUGUUCUCUGUCGGACAGAAAGGAGAACCGGGGAUUGAUGGCGUAAGAGGACCUCCAGGACCACCAGGAGCUCAAGGAGAACGAGGAUAUACGGGACCUAAGGGCGAACGUGGUCCUUACGGUCCACGUGGUAUUCCGGGACCAAAAGGAGAGAAAGGUUCGAUGGGUCUUGGAUAUCAGGGCUCGAUGGGUGACAAAGGCCAAAAGGGAGAACCUGGUCCUCCCGGAACGGCUCUAGUACCAUUCGAAGGAGGCCCAGAAGCAGUAAAAGGAUCGCCCGGCGAACGUGGAGAAAAAGGAGACAAGGGUGACACGGGACCGGACGGUCAAAAAGGAGAACCAGGAUUGAUUGGUGAUCACGGUAUAACUGGCACUCCGGGCGGAAAAGGAGAAAAGGGUCUUCCAGGUGCUCCGGGUAUACGAGGUAGGGACGGUUUCUCUGGUCCCCCAGGUCCUCCUGGCUACAAAGGUGAUCGGGGUUACGAUGGACUGGAUGGUCUUCCUGGACGGCCUGGCCAAAAAGGAGAAAUGGGUCGAGAUGGGUCUAUGGGUGUUCCAGGAUUGCGUGGGCCUCCCGGUCCACCUGGAGGUGGAAAAGGUACACCAGGUCCGCCUGGACCGAAAGGCCCUCAAGGUUUUCCAGGACCCCCGGGACCACGUGGUUCAGAUGGAUAUCCGGGAGAGCCGGGACCAAGGGGUCCCAUAGGUUUGCACGGUGGUCCUGGUGAAUCAGGUAUUCCUGGUCCUGAAGGAUUACCCGGAGAUAAGGGACAGAAGGGAGAGCCUGGAAUUACAGGAUUCCCUGGACCUACAGGUCCUCGUGGAUUCGAUGGCAUUGCAGGAUCUCCAGGUCCACGAGGUUUGCCUGGAGAAAAAGGAUUGUCCAUUGUUGGUCCUAAAGGAAUGGAUGGAAUACCUGGCUUGAAAGGAGACAAGGGUCAAAAGGGAGAACGUGGUUACAUGGGCUCGCGCGGUUUCCCGGGAGAUUCUCUGGAUGGCAUUCCAGGACUCCCAGGCGAAUCUGGCCUGCCUGGGGAACCGGGAACUCCAGGAAAAGACGGUACACCAGGAUAUCCAGGGCCGCCUGGCGAAAAAGGAGAACUGGGAGGACGUUGUCAAGAUUGCUUCCCGGGAUUGCCUGGUCUUAAAGGUGACAAAGGCUUGGACGGUGUACCUGGACACCCUGGUUUAAGAGGUCCGCCUGGAGAACGAGGAUUCCCUGGAGAACCCGGAGCUGACGGAUUGCCUGGACAAAUUGGUCUACCUGGAGCACCGGGAAAAGAUGGCAUACCUGGAGUCUCAGGUCCCCAAGGAGAACCUGGUACACCGGCGACGGUUUCUUUGAAUAUGCUUAAAGUGGAAAAAGGCGAGAAAGGUAUAAGAGGUGAACCAGGAAGACCCGGCCCACCAGGGCCCGUAGGACCUGUUGGGGAGAAAGGUGCUAUGGGAUUUGAAGGUUUCCCGGGUCCUAAGGGUAUCGCAGGAGAUCGUGGUUUCCCUGGUCAAGAUGGUAUUUCCGGAAGGCCAGGUAUUCCAGGUCUAAAGGGAGCGAGUGGUCUUAGUAUAAAAGGAGAACCUGGAGAACCUGGUCGCCCUGGAUUCCCUGGUUUGAAGGGUGAACCUGGUUUGUAUGGACAGAAGGGAGAAGCUGGCGAAUGUCCACCAUUCGAAAUUAAGGAGGGACAGAAGGGAGACCGUGGUACUCCUGGCGAAAAGGGAGAACCAGGUCCACCAGGAAGAGACGGAUUAAUUGGUGACAAAGGUUUACAAGGUUUCGAGGGCCCUCCUGGACCAUCAGGAGAUAUUGGUGCGCCGGGGCCGGUCGGACCACGAGGAUUACCAGGUCCUCGCGGUGACAAGGGCGACAUGGGACCUAUGGGCUUCCCUGGAGAACCUGGUCGUGAAGGCCCCAGAGGAUUCCCAGGUGCUCCAGCUCCGAAAGGAGACAAGGGUGAACCCGGAAUAUCGAUGAAGGGUAGUCCAGGAUUGCCAGGACCUGUAGGAGAGAAAGGAGAGAAAGGCCUCCCAGGACCACCAGGAAAGGAUGGUCCCGCAGGCUUCCCAGGUCUACCAGGAUUUAUGGGAGAGAAGGGUGAUGCUGGCAUUCCAGGAAUAAGUGGCUUACCUGGUGCACCGGGAGAAAAGGGAGACACCGGUCCGAUUGGACCAUCAGGACCGCCUGGUGUGGCAGGAGCUCCUGGCAUCGACGGAGCCAAAGGUGAACCGGGAGUAGCAGGAAAUCCUGGUAGAGCUGGUCUUCCAGGAUUUCCAGGAACGAAAGGCGAUCGUGGCGAACCAGGUAUCGAUGGGUCGAAAGGUUAUCCAGGAAGACGUGGUCCCCCUGGUUUGCAAGGAAGACCUGGUGGUGAGGGUGCGCCGGGAAUGAAGGGAGAGCGUGGUGAAAAAGGCUCAGCUGGUUUCCCUGGAUUACCUGGAAUGGAAGGAAAACCUGGCCGUACAGGAUUAACUGGGGAAAAAGGAGAUCUAGGCCCUGUUGGGCCACCUGGUUUCCCUGGUAUUCCUGGAGGUGAUGGACUUAAGGGUGACCGUGGUCUACCAGGACUACCGGGUGCGAAAGGAGAAGCAGGAGAAGUAUCUGAGAAAGGGCAAAAGGGUGAGCCGGGAAUGCCAGGAAUUCGUGGUCCUCGUGGUCCACCCGGGAGAGACGGCAUUGAUGGCGAGAAAGGAGAAAAUGGACUGCCUUGCAUCGGUAGGGAUGGAGCGCCUGGUCCUAAAGGAGAACCUGGUAUACCAGGUCGCGAUGGUAUACCAGGUCUUCAAGGCUUGAAAGGUGAUGCCGGAGUUCGUGGAUUCACCGGACCUAAAGGAGACCUGGGACCGGUUGGUGCACCGGGUGAACCCGGAACACCUGGAAUUGAUGGAUUGCCGGGUGAACGAGGCGACAUCGGCCCAUCCGGACCACCUGGAUUCCCUGGUUUGGCUGGUGACAUGGGCGCUCCUGGACGUCCUGGACUUAACGGUGUCAAAGGAGACCGUGGUAUUCCAGGUCCUGUUGGUCUUCCUGGUAUCCCUGGAUCAUAUGGAGAGAAAGGUGAUCGCGGUCCACCUGGGCCGACAGUUGCUAUGAAAGGCGACAAAGGUGAACCAGGUAUUCCAGGACUCUUGGGUAUUCCUGGAGAGAAGGGCGAUCGCGGAUUAGAAGGGCUUGUUGGAAACGAUGGCGAGAAGGGAGACCAGGGUCCACCAGGUCUAGUAGGAAAUCCAGGCCCACCUGGUUUUCCGGGACCAAAAGGUGACGCGGGACUUCGUGGACCUUCGGGAGUUGCUGGAUUGACAGUCAGAGGCGAGAAAGGUUUGCCAGGAAUGCCUGGAAAGCACGGACGCGAAGGAAUACCGGGACGGCCAGGAGAUAAAGGAGAGCAAGGGUUGCCUGGUUUGCCUGGACAUAAAGGAGAUCAAGGUCCUUAUGGUCCUCCUGGACCACAGGGUGAGAAAGGUGAUGCCGGUCUCCCUGGUCCCCCCGGCUUGCCAGGUCGGGAAGGACUACCAGGACUUGUAGGUCCGCCAGGAUUGUCGGGUGAGAGAGGCGAAAAGGGAGAACCUGCUAUAUCAUGGCCUGGAGAAAAGGGUGCAAAGGGUGAACCAGGAUUGCCAGGACAAAGAGGAUACGAUGGACUAGCUGGUGAAAAGGGUGACAAAGGUGAUAUAUGCUUCCCUGGUCCGCCUGGAAUUCCUGGAGAAAAGGGUGACAGAGGAUAUCCUGGUAGAGAGGGAUUGAUGGGUACCAUUGGAUACAUUGGACCGAAGGGUGACAAGGGUGAAGACUGUAUCGAGCCACCAAUGGGACCAAAAGGAGAUCGUGGUUUCCCUGGUCCAGCUGGGCCACCAGGUCCGCCAGGCGAGAAAGGACUUCCAGGACCGCCAGGAUUCCCGGGAUUGAACGGAGUAAAGGGUGCGCAAGGGCUUUCGGGUCCUCCAGGACCAGUCGGUUUACCAGGUUUGCCAGGACCCGUCGGUGCGCCCGGUCUACCAGGUCUUCAGGGUCCUGUGGGCGUACCGGGACCCACUGGAGAACCAGGAUUACCUUGUGAAGUCGCGCCUGAUUACCUAACUGGUAUCCUGUUGGUGAAACACAGCCAAAGCCAAGCAGUGCCAGUUUGCGAGGCUGGACACAUCAAACUCUGGGAAGGGUACAGCUUGCUGUGGACGGAUGGCGAUGAAAGAGCGCAUUCGCAAGAUUUAGGUUACGCCGGCUCGUGCGUACGAAGGUUCUCGACGAUGCCGUUCCUCUUCUGCGACGUGAACAACGUCUGCCACUACGCCAGCCGCAACGAUCGUUCUUACUGGCUGUCGACCAAUAGUCCAAUUCCCAUGAUGCCUGUUGAGGAGACGGCAAUAGAGGAGUACAUCUCCAGAUGCGUGGUUUGCGAGGUUCCAGCGAACGUUCUAGCCGUGCACAGUCAAUCACUGAGUAUUCCAGAAUGUCCACAAGGUUGGUCCGGCCUCUGGAUUGGCUACAGUUUUAUCAUGCACACCGGUGCCGGUUCCCAGGGCGGAGGACAGUCCCUGUCUAGUCCCGGAUCUUGUCUGGAAGACUUCCGCGCGACGCCGUUCAUCGAGUGCAACGGCGCCAAAGGACACUGCCAUUAUUACGCGAACGAGUUCAGCUUUUGGAUGGCCACCAUCGAGGACAGGCAACAGUUCCAAAGGCCCGAGAAACAGACCCUGAAGGCAGGCAACCUCAGGUCCCGCGUCAGUCGCUGUCAAGUGUGUAUAAAGAACACGUAAAUCCAAGCGAAAAACAAACGAUAAACCCAGCGCGUUUUUAUUUUUGCUCUUAUAUUUCCUUUGUCACUCAUUUACUUCUACUUUCGUCCCGCUUUUUAUUCUAUUCCACUCUCUCUCCCUCUCUCUCUUUAUCUACUUGUCUCAUGUUUAAACGACGCCAAUCAUCAGUAUCGCUAACUAGAACGUUAAAAAACGGAGUCUAGCCUGGAAGGAAAAGAUCGUUCACAAUUGCGAUAAGAAUUCGCGGCGGCCACGUCGAAAUAAAGAGAAUCCAGAGAGGGAGAGAAUUCGACUCCGACUUCCGCCGCGGAAUAUCUUGCCCCCAUUAUUUUAAUCCCGUCUACUCUUUUUCCCUGAUCCACUUUCCUCUCUACUCUUCGUUUUUCUCCUAUUCUUUUUCUUCUCAUUCCUUCUGUGACGCUUCUACUACUGUCCUUAUUCGUCUCCCCUCGUGGCGAGAAUCUCGUUCCACGCUCGUUUCCCAUAACCGCUCGCUCGUCUUCUGAAUCUCCCGCGAAACGCUGCCCUACACCACGGUGUUCCGUGUACGCCUUAAGUUUUACUGUCUUUAUAACUAUUCAAGGAAAAAAAAAAAAUCAAGUGCCUAGCGUACUAUUCUCUAGCAUGUAAAAUAAUAUAUAUGUAAAAGUCUUAUUAUAAAUAUUAUAUGUAUAUUUAUAUCUCGUAAAUCUUGUACGAAGAGAUAAGUUUAUCGUACUACUACGGACACUGCCCAUAUCCAAUAUGGCACACUUUACAUAUUGUAUAUUAAUAUAAACGAUCUUAGCCUGGUAAUCGUUGUGAAGCCAAAUAUUUAAGUAAAUAGGUAUUUUGCUACCGUAGCUAAUAAAAUUCUAUUUUCAAACUUCA